Messenger RNA from Acaromyces ingoldii, 153 nucleotides. RefSeq lists its product as hypothetical. Gene Ontology annotation, biological process: regulation of transcription by RNA polymerase II. The transcript has a single exon. Gene Ontology annotation, molecular function: DNA-binding transcription factor activity, RNA polymerase II-specific; RNA polymerase II cis-regulatory region sequence-specific DNA binding. The annotation marks the transcript as partial. Lineage: Eukaryota; Fungi; Basidiomycota; Exobasidiomycetes; Exobasidiales; Cryptobasidiaceae. The record is from RefSeq and is a predicted model, not a curated record. Gene Ontology annotation, cellular component: PcG protein complex; transcription regulator complex.
GUGUGCCCCGUGGCAGGAUGCAACAAACAUUUUUCAACAAGUGGACAUGCCCGACGACACAGCCGCAUUCACGCUGCUCUGCGACCUUUCGAAUGCCCCCAUGAUGGUUGUGGUGCAACCUUCACCCGACGCGACAACUGCACGCAGCACCAG